AUGUCGUCGACCACAAACGAUACACUAACGAUACCUCAAUCUACAGAUAAGAUACUGUCAGGUAUAAGAGUUGAGAGCUCAAUAUCAGAUGAAAGCAACACGGUUGUGAAUACUUCCGAUCAAGAUAUCGAAAAACAAGCAAAGGUGAAUACUUCCGAUCAAGAUAUCGAAAAACAAGCAAAGAGCGGAAGUGACGCUGGUUCAAAUGUACCUCAAGGAGGUGAACAUAGUGUUGAUUUGUCACCAACUGAAUUCAAACUAGUGAUGCUUGGUAUUGCAUUUGGUGUAUUUUUGGCGGCUAUUGAUCAAACAAUCGUUUCUACGGCUUUAGCUAAAAUUGCAUCAGAUUUUAAUGCAUUCAAUCAAAUUUCGUGGGUUGCGACUGCCUAUCUCUUGACAGCGACCGCUUUCCAACCAGUCUACGGUAAAAUUUCGGAUAUUUUUGGACGAAAAGCCACAUUUCUUUUUGCAAUUGUAGUCUUUGAAAUAGGAAGUUUAUUAUGUGGCCUUGCUCCAAACAUCAUUUCUAUGAUUAUAUUUCGUGCAAUCGCCGGUGUUGGUGGUGGUGGUAUUUUCAGUUUGGCAAUGAUUAUCAUUGCGGAUCUUGUUCCGCUCGAAGAAAGCGGUAAAUAUCAAGGACUUAUUGGUGCAGUAUUCGGUAUCGCAUCUUUAGCUGGACCCUUGCUUGGCGGUGCAUUCACUGAUCACGUCACUUGGAGAUGGUGUUUCUAUAUUAAUUUACCAUUCGGAGCAAUCACGAUUGCCACGGUUGUAUUCUUUCUUCGACUUCCAAUGCCAAAAGGAGGACUCUUGGAAAAAUUGAAGAAAAUUGAUUGGUGGGGAACUUUGGUUGUAGUCAUUGCCUCCGUUGCUAUAUUACUUCCAUUAAAUUGGGGUGGUGACAAAUAUGAUUGGGAUAGUGCGGUUAUUAUCGUAUUAUUGGUAGUUGGUGCUCUUCUCUUCACACUGUUUGGUUAUAUUGAAGGUUGGGUUGCUGCUGAGCCAGUUACUCCAGGUCGUCUUUUUAAAGAUCGAGGAGUUCUCGCUUGUUACGGAACUAAUUUCUUCCAGGGUAUGGCCUUCUUUGCAAUGAUAUAUUACAUCCCACUUUAUUUCCAGGUUGUCAAAGGUGAAUCAGCCACUUCUUCAGGAUUGGAACUUUUACCAUAUAUUAUGGGCGUAGUUCUUGCUGCUAUCGUAUCAGGACAACUUAUUGCGCGAACCGAUAAAAUCUCACAACAAAUGAUUUGUAUCGUUGGUGCCAUAUGUGUGACAGUUGGCGUUGCUCUUACUAGUCUCUUAACUGAAGAUUCUAACCGCGGAAAACAAAUUGGAUACAUAUUGGUUCCUGGUGUCGGUGUUGGAUUAAUUAUGCAAACAACUUUACUAUUUGGUCAAUCUGCCGUUGAGUAUGUUGAUGUCGCUUCAAUUACUUCUAUAUUAAACUUUUUCCGAUCAAUUGGAGCUGUGUUUGGAAUCGCCAUUGCUGGAACAAUAUUUAAUAAUCAACUGACCUCUAAUAUAGAAGACCUCAACAUCGAUGUUUCAAUCGCAGCCGUCAAACAAUCUGCGACAUUUGUCUCGCAGCUCCAAGAACCCACGCGAGGACUAGUCAAACACGCAUACGUCGAAGCGCUUGAUUACGCCUUUAAAAUUGUGAUAAUUUUCGGUGGAUUAUGUUUCUUGUGUACAUUAUUUAUUGGGCGAAAUAGAGUGAAGAAGUAUACGGGGUCGGUGAUGGUCUUUGAAUAA
Molecule: messenger RNA, 1752 nt
Organism: Ambispora gerdemannii
Lineage: Eukaryota; Fungi; Glomeromycota; Glomeromycetes; Archaeosporales; Ambisporaceae
Source: the annotation of a GenBank genome assembly